GACAAGCUAUGCAACAAUCACUAUCUCCGAGGGCCUUGCGCUAAGAGGGAUAUUUGCCCGUUUGCUCACGACUAUAAGAUCAGCGACGAGGAAAUGAAGGCAGUUGCUAUUCUGGCCCGCCAGAACCCAUGCUCGUCUGGCCAGUUUUGCGAACUCGAUGAUUGCAUAUACGGUCACCAUUGUCCCAGCAUCCGAGAUGGGGUCUGCCAGCACCCGUAUUGCAAAUUUUCAGAAGAAGCUCAUCCUCCCGGGACAAAGUUCAAAAACACCUUUAUUACUGCCAACUAGAAGUUCGGAAGUACAGAACCAAUGGCAUACGACCCAAUAUUUACGAUACGAGAAUAAUGAGAGAGAGUUCGACACCUUGCUUGGGGGCCUCUGUUGAUGCCCACUGAAAUUUUUUGGAACUGUAGAAACAAUAACAUAUGGUUCUAUAUUGCGAUACGAAAUUAAUGCAAGAGCUUGAGACCAGAAUGACCUCGUUGGGAGAGACGUUGCUUACACGAAACUUUGGGAGUUUGGAGGCGACUUUUUUUUUUGUUUUAUCUGCGCAUGGCACGGCUUUUUGUGAAUUUGGAGCGCUGGCAUUAGGCUCAGAAUGUUCUCUACCUAAGUCAAGUACGAUUACUUUGUACGUAGUAAUUAUACAGCGAGUGCAC
Molecule: messenger RNA, 659 nt
Organism: Trichoderma virens Gv29-8
Lineage: Eukaryota; Fungi; Ascomycota; Sordariomycetes; Hypocreales; Hypocreaceae
Exons: 2
Source: RefSeq, a predicted model, not a curated record